This is a messenger RNA of Coregonus sp. 'balchen', 37685 nucleotides long. The record is from the annotation of a GenBank genome assembly. NCBI's taxonomy places the organism in Eukaryota, Metazoa, Chordata, Actinopteri, Salmoniformes, Salmonidae.
AUGGGGAAAUGGUGGUGGAAGGGCAGGCCUAAAGGAGAAGGCAGCGCUGCUUUCCUGGAGGUAUGUAGUGGCCUUUGUUAAAGCAAUUGUUUGUUGAGGUGAACAGCAAAGACACAGAUGUCCACCACACAACGUGUUCCUCGCAGUGACCCUGGCCUUGGUGGAAGCUCUCUCUCCAACCUUGACAGUGGUAUUUGAAAUGUGUCAUGGGAGUUGCCUUGAAAAAGACCUGGCUUCCUUUAGUAAAUGUCAACAAGCCGCUUAUGCCUGCUAUAUGAGUCAGGAAGUUGCGGUAGAUGUAGCCUAUGUUUCACUCCUUUCAUUUUUUCAUAAAAGAUGAGGCUAACUUUUAUGACCCUCCCCUUGGACUCACGGAAAAGUAGGGACGGCUCAUUGUUUUUGGCUCUGAAUUGCACAUCAAACAUUUCUCUUCUCAGCGCUAGCUAAGAGAUCAGCAUUAUGAUGUUGCUGCUGUCUCAGCUAUGUGCUAAAGUGGUUGCCAUGUGUCUGAUCAGUGACAGGCACCACUGACAGUCGUACUGUACGUGACAGACGCUUCUGCUCCAGAGGAGACAGACAGACAGACAACAUCAGGAGGAAGUGGCUUGGGCGAUGAUGCAUGCUACAGUAGGCUACAUCUGUCAACUUCUAACUUCCCCCUUCCCACCUGGCAUUUGCAACAUUGAAACCCUCAAAGACAAUGAGAUUGAGUGAAGGCUAGGUGAGGCAGAUCCUCUUCUGUGGAAGUGGGUCGUUAAUAGCCAAUGAGCUGAAAAACUGUAGAGAAAGAAACAGCCUCCUGCUCUGAGCAGUGCUUUACGGCCAAAAACGGCUCCUCCGCUUAAUAAUCUCAAGACUUUUGGCCCAACUGUCUUGGUCUGGGAUAGCCUGAGUGAGUGCUCAAAUUCUUGCCACCCUGUUGUUGAUGGCUUUACACUACGAUGUUUGAGAGAUGAAACAUGUAGGAAAUUGCUGUUUGUCAGUGAGGACUGAAACAUGGAGUCUAGCUACUGACUCGGGAUGAUCUGCUCUUCGUCAGUCUCUCCAACACUGGAAGCCGUGUGAAGAGGCCCGUGGGCUGUCGGCCAAUGGGAUUUCAUGGCUAUGGGCUGGUAGCCAAUUGAAUCUCAUUUCACAUCAGCCGGUGAAAGGACUGAAGGAUGUAUCAUCAUCACCUCUCAACUCUGGGAUUAACCAAUGACAACUCUCAUAAACUGACCUAAAAUACUGUAGGAAGUUUGAGUUAUUUGUAACUCCUCCAAAACUGACCCUCUGAAGUGGGCUGUAGGAGUGAGGAUUGGGCUAUUUGAAUGCUAGGUAGGUUGACCGUGUUUUCCUCUCUCUGAUGUGCUGAAUAAUAAGCAUCAUUGGCUGUCCUACUGCUUUAGCCUAAACUUGUCCAUGUCAUUACAAUUGGCAAAUAUAUGAUUUUUCUUCUUCCCUUAACUGAGAACAUUGUUUGGCUUCUGACCCCACACUCCUCUUCGGUAAUGGCUGCUAUCCUAUUUAGGUAAAGACCCGUUAUAGAGGAUCUUUCAUGUCACUUUACUGGCAGCCAGAGAGCUGUAAAAUAAUCUGAGGCUACAACCCUGUUUUCCAGACUAGACCCGUCAUGAAUCGUGAUCCAUCUCUGUGUUUUACACCCUCUCUGAUAAAAAAAAGGAUGUCUGAGACGUUUAUGCGUGGGUUUGACUACAAAUAACCUAGCCCUAUAAAACAUUGGUAAAAUCCCUUCAAAUAGAAUGAGGAAACUAAGUGGAAAAAGACUGGUUAUGACCUUAUUUAUUUGUCAUACCUGUGGCAGAUUGAAUGACAUUUUUGGUGAAAGAGAUGUAGGAACUAGCAUUAACCAAGCAAACCAAAAUGAUGUGUACCACUACCACCACCACACAUCUGAUUGAGUGCUAUAGGCAAAAUAGAGUAGCAAGACCUAUCAGUAUAUUGGAUAGUCUAGAAGUUACACAAGUGAGGUAAACUGUACCUCAGAAGUUCUGCCUUUCUGACUACUAUAUGAGUAGGCAUGUUUCUUAGUCAUGAUGGCACUUGCACAUUGAAACGGCGUCAAAGUGAGAUUGACACCUGAGGUCCGCAGGCAGGAAUGUGUUAUUCUGACACAAGCUGGAUGGUGGACUCAUUUGUCGCUCUUCUUCUUAACUGAUAUACUGUAUUUCUAAUUUCUUUCCUUUAUGGUGUGGUGCUCCUCCUGUCUACCGUGGACAUCUCCUGUCAUCCACCACCACCUCACUGUCAACCAUCUUGACCUGCACACUCUCCAAACCAGCUGUAAGUAUUAUUGAGACUGAUUACCUAACGUCACUCCACUGUGCUGUACCUUUAGGCUAUAAUAUUUACUUAUUUUACAAUGUUAAGAGAUACUUUUGGUCAUGUAGUGUAUGUGGACACCUGCUCGUCGAACAUCUCAUUCCAAAAUCAUGGGUAUUAAUAUUGUGUUGGUCCCCCCUUUGCAGCUAUAAUUGCCUCCACUCUUCUGGGAAGGCUUUCCACUAGAUGUUGGAACAUUGCUGCGGGGACUUGCUUCCAUUCAGCCACGAGCAUUAGUGAGGUCGGGCACUGAUGUUGGGUGUUUAGGCCUGGCUCGCAGUCGGCGUUCCAAUUCAUCCCAAAGGUGUUUGAUGGGGUUGAGGUCAGGGCUCUGUGCAGGCCAGUCAAAUUCUUCCACACCGAUCUCGACAAACCAUUUCUGUAUGGACCUCGCUUUGUGCACGGGGGCAUUGUCAUACUGAAACAGGAAAGGGCCUUCCCAAAACUGUUGCCACAAAGUUGGAAGCACAGAAUCGUCUAGAAAGUCAUUGUAUGCUGUAGUGUAAAGAAUUCCACUCACUCACUACUGUGUCGCUCUGGAUAAUAGCGUCUGCAAAAUAACUAAAAUGUAAAAAUGUCCUUUCACUGGAGCUAAGGGGCCUAGCCCGAACCAUGACAAACAGUCCCAGACCAUUAUUCCUCCUCCACCAAACUUUACACUUGGCACUAUUCAUUGGGGCAGGUGGCGUUCUCCUGGCAUCCGCCAAACCCAGAUUAGUCUGUCGGACUGCCAGAUGGUGUUGCAUGAUUAAUCACUCCAGAGAAUGCGUUUCCACUGCUUCAGAGUCCAAUGGCGGCGAGCUUUACACAACUCCAGCUGACGCUUGGCAUUGCGCAUGGUGAUCUUAGGCUUGUGUGCAGGUACUCGGCCAUGGGAACCCAUUUUAUGAAGCUCUCGAUGAACAGUUCUUGUGCUGACGUUGCUUCCAGAGGCAGUUUGGAACUCGGUAGUGAGUGUUGCAACCGAGGACAGACGAUUUUUACACGUUUCAGCACUCGGCGGUGCUGUUCUGUGAGCUUGUGUGGCCUAGACAUUUCCCCUUCACAAUAACAGCACUUACAGGAAGUCACUGAGCUCUUCAGUAAGGCCAUUCUACUGCCAAUGUUUGUCUAUGUAGAUUGUGUGGUUGUGUGCUCGAUUUUUAUACACCUGUCAGCAACAGGUGUGGCUGAAAUGGCCGAAUCCACUCAUUUGAAGGGGUGUCCACAUACUUUUGUAUAUAUAUAUAGUGUAAGAAUGUUAGAUUGGGCAUAUGAAUUCAAUUAUCUGAUGAAUGAUUGAAUUCAACAAAUUAUCCAUGUUGCUGUUUUUUUUAUAUUUCCUGGACCCGUCAAGUCAUCAGUUUUUAUAGGCCAGUGAUAUCCCAGCUACUGUAGCGAAAUGUUAAGUGUUGGUAACCAGACUUUUGUUUAGACUUGUUACCCGCCCGGACAGUUGGGAAAAGCACUAACUGAUGUUUGGUUUUGGUCUACAGCAACAGAAGCUUCUGGAAGGUUACGUGGGCUUUGCCAAUCUCCCAAACCAAGUGUACAGAAAGUCCGUCAAGAGAGGCUUCGAGUUCACUCUCAUGGUUGUGGGUGAGUAGAGAUCUUUGCAGCCCAUUUUACGUCUCCCGCUCCUCUUUUCCAAAUAAGACCCCAAAGAACAGAAAAAAGAACCUGGGAUUCAUCUGGGAAAACAGAUGGAGAUUUUACUGCUGUGUAAAAAGCUCUUUGUAUGAAUCAGUGAAGUAUGCAUGAAAAUUGCUGUUAGAGGCUCCAUCUGCAUCCCAAAUGGCACCCUAUUCCCUAUAUACUGUAGUGCACUACUUUUGACCAGGGUCCAGAGAGCUCUGAUCAAAAGUAGUUUAGUAUAUGGGGAAUAGGGUGCCAUUUGGGACACAGUCCUCUGUUUGAACGAUGUGGACACAUCUGUGUAAGAAAUGAAUGUGGAUAUGUAAUAUAGCCUACACAUGGCCAUAGACGUUCAUGUGUCUUAGGAUAACUUGUCAUGCAUGUAAAGCGGGACUUGAACAAACCAUAUUUAAAACAAAUGUGCUUGAGCAAUGGAGGGUAGGCAGGGUUUAUUUCCCCCUCUGGAAUGUGUGUGAGGCGUGUAGUGUGCCUUUUGGAUUGUGGGUGGGAGGUUUCCUGUAAUUCCAUUCAUGCAGCCAGAGUUGGAGCCUGAACAUCUGACGAGAGAGAGAGAGACGCAGGCAGGGUGCAGGCACCAUUACAUCCCUGCCAUUCUCCACUCCGCUCUGUCCUCUCUGUUCCAUAAGUCCUGCCCAGAGCUACAGUCCCUUCAGAAAGGAUUCACACCCCUUGACUUUUUCCACAGUUAGUUGUUACAGCCUGAAUUUUAAAUGGAUUAAAUUGAGAUUGUGUGUCACUGGUCUACACACAAUACCCCAUAAUGUCAGUGGAAUUAUGUUUGUAGUAAUAUUUACAAAUUAAUGAACAAUGCUGAAAUGUCUUGAGUCAAUACGUAUUCAACCCUGUUGUUAUAACCAAAAUGUGCUAAACAAGUCACAGUAAGACUCUGUAAUUGUUGCCAGUGGUGAUUCUAACAUGUAUUGACUGAGGGGUAUGAAUAAGAUUUCUGUAUUUCAUUUUCAAUACAUUUGCUAAAAGGUUUACUUUGUCAUUAUGGGGUGUUGUGUGUAGAUGGGUGAAGAAAAAAUAAAUACAAAUUCAUCCAUUUUGAAUCCAGCCUGUAACACAACAACAUGGGGAAUAGGUCAAGGGGUAGGAAUACUUUCAGAAGGCACUGUACAAAACUUGGUUGUACAGGAAAUGGCUGUGAACACCCUAGUGAGGUCAUAUUCUGUCCCCUGGCCCUGUGGUGGGCAGGCUGUCGAGUCAACCCAUUCCCACCUGCCUCCGGAGGAGGAGGAGGAGGAGAAGAACGAGGAGAAGAACAGGGGGAAUGCCUGCCUGUUAUUCCAGACCCACUGCUGUCAGUCUGAGUAGAGUUGAAGCAUUCAAGUGGUCCCUCCCUGGAGUUUCCCCCUGUGCUGCGCUCGCAGGAAAAAGACAGUUAUAGGUUCAAUUUUGUCUGGAGCAUGUAAUUAGAAUGGCAGGGUAAUUGAAGCUGAGCUCAUGUCAUGCUGGAGAUUCAGCAUCUGAUAGUAGUGCAUGUUGUUUAGUCUCUGCUGCUCCGUGGGGUGUGUUUCUCUGGGUGUGUUUCGCUAUGUGUGUGUUUUCUUAAUUACCAGAGAACUUAUGUAAUAUCCCUGUUUGCGAUGUGAAGUGUGCCAAAGUAUUUUAAAGGCACCCGCAUACUAGGUUUGGUUUGCUCCUAGCAGAACUCUGCAAGGUGACGCGAACGUCUCACAUACUUCUUUAAAAGACCUUCACUUGAAAAACGACAAUCGUACUGUUUAUCCCUCUUGAGACGCCGUAUUAACAACAUAGCCAGUAUACACUUCCUCAUAAUAUUCAAAAUGUAUCUAAGAUUUAUCAAGAAAUCUGUAAUUAGGCCUCCCGAGUGGCGCAGCAUCUAAGGCACAGCAUCUAAGGGAUUUCCUUGUCCCAUCGCGCUCUAGUGACUCCUUGUGGCGGGCCGGGCGCCUGCAAGCUGACUCUGGUCGCCAGCUGGACGGCGUUUCCUCCGACACAUUGGUGAGGCUGGCUUCCGGGUUAAGCGAGCAGUGUGUCAAGAAGCAGUGCGGCUUGGCAGGGUCAUGUUUCGGAGGACGCAUGGCUCUCGACCUUCGACUCUCCCGAGUAUGUAGGGGAGUUGUAGCGAUGGGACAAGACUGUAACUACCAAUUGGACAUCACGAAAUUGGGGAGAAAAAUGGGUUAAAAUAAAAACAUUAACAAUCUGUGAUUUUGACUUUUACAGAGGAGGUCUUAGUUAAGCAAUUUUACAUCUAAGUAAGAUGUUUGUAGUAUUUCUCAAGUGAAAAAAAGCGCACGAAAACCAGUCGUCUCUCGUUGAAUGACAUCAAGCAUUUAAUUGAAGAAUCCCAUCCAUAGUUCCCACUCCUAGGAGUAGUACUGUUAACCAAUCACCGACAAACGGGCAUUGAUUUCGGCUACCGAACUUCGUCUUGCCUCAAGAGAAAACGUUGUGUGCACGAACAGUCAAAAAUGAACAGCAACGUCACGAAAUGGUCAUAAUAUAUGCACGAACUGUUUCGACUGGGAAGUAAGCAUGCGACAGGCUUUAGGCUCUCUUGGUCAGAACUGAUUGUCGGCAGGCCAAGUCAAUGAAAGUGGGCCACAGCAGUCAGAUGUUUGCGUCAGGGAGUUGACUUACUCGCUGACUCGUUAAAGGAAAUUGAUGGGUUUGCCAGAAGAUAUUUAAAGAUUGUCACACGCUAGCCAGACCUAUAAAGUUUUAUUGUCUUUUUUCCUGUGCCCUAUUUGAAGGGAAAAUCCCUUUUUUCACCACACACACUAUCAUCUGAGGCAUACUUUACCUGAACGUUAAAUACAGUGAAAGCAGGAUUACCUCAGCCAGUUUCUGAACAGAACCACUUUCAAUUUCAGCCGUCAGUGUAUUUUCUGCCCCGUGUCACUGCAGUAGAAGGCAGCGCCGUCAAAUGAACUGUCUCCCUCCCUCUCUGCAAUCCAAACCUUUUCCUGCUCCCCCUCCCGCCCCAGGAAGCCCCUCUCUCCUUGCAUGCAGAGCAGGGCGAAGUUCCUCUGAAUAAGCCUUCAUUGUUGACACAGCUGCUGGAAAUGUCCUUUUAAAGGAAGUGUGCUGCUGGUUGGAUUGGUUGCUGAUCGAGGAGGGCCACUGGCAGGCAUGGGUCAGGCAGGGCUGCACUGAGAGGGUGCCAGGGCCAUGGUCAUGCUCUGGUCUGGUGGCACUUGAAUGCUACUUUCUAGGUCCAGGUCACAUAAACCAGCAUAGUUCUAGCUGUACAAUCACAGAGGCUUCACCUAAUACUGUUAAUGUGUCAGAUCUCUCACAUCGUUACAAACACUGCAGUGCCUCAAGACUAAGUCUAUUCCAUUGCCCUUUGUAGAUAUUCAAUUGACUGGUUUUCAAACGACGACACAUUUUGAGUUGGGGGUUAGGCUACAACAGUAGCAUCCAUGCUAACUGCUCUCCAGUUUUCCCUGUCAACCAGACCACUGCGGAGGAUCCCAUCCCAGUGUAGGGAGAUCCCUUCCCAGGCCCCAGCUAUAGCCCAGUGUAGGGAGAUCCCAAUUCUCAUUUCCGUGACCAUAGGGAUUUAAGAGGCCUCUUUCUCUCUGCCUACUCCGCAAACAAAUUCUGCAACUCCAGCUCUGAAUAGCUUACAUCAGCUCUGAUAUCCCUCCUUCAUCCAUCUCUCCCUCCCUCUCUCUCGUCUGCAAACAAGCAAACCCACCUCUGAAGUCUGAAUAGACAACUUGCUCGCUGGUAUCCUGCCAUCCCUCUCUCUCUCCCCCACCCUCCUGUUCCCUUCCUUCACUCUAUCCCUCACUCCAUCCUCCCACCCAGAGAGAUGUGUAGUGUUCUGGCUCCUGUCUUCUUUUCUGUGGCCAUAGAGCUAAGCUUCCUCUCUCUCUGCCAAUCAAUGCUGCUGGAUCUGAAUCUCUGUAUUGAACCAGCUUCACAGACAUUCUGUCAGCUUAUGGUUUCCCUAAUGCAAGCUGACAUUUUUAAGACAGUCGUAUUUCAGCCCACUGUUUUCACAAGACCACAACAUGUCCCCUCCCCACCUUCCACCAUUCUCCACCCAGCUCUCGGUGAGAGGAGUAGGCCCUAAAUCCUGACUUCCGUCCUGAAGAAAUAUCCACAUAGAUGAUCAUAUCCACAUCGUUCCUCAUAACAGCCCGACCGCUAAAACAUUUCCGUUGUUAUUGUGAGGUCAGUGUGGCUCUAGCCCUGGCGGAAAACAUUUACCAUGUGAAAGAGUGUGUUGAAAGAGCCUUGUUAUAAGGGAUGGAGGGAGGGAGGGAGCGCGAAAGAGUGCUCUCCUUUGUGUGGUGUUUCUAUCUCUCUCUCCCUCUCUGCCUCUUUCUUGCUCUCUCUUUCCUUGCACACAAGCGUUCAGUAGCUGGUUCAUUGGCAGUAGUGAGUUGUAGAUGGAGGCUGGGCCUAACCACUCUUCUAAAGGGCAGGAAAAACGCAGAGCACGGUUGGUGCAUGCAGCAGCAGUGUGAUUCGGUCCUGUGCCAGCCCAGCCUGCGCCUCCAGACCCCUUUCAUCACACAGCUCCCUUUGUUCAGCCCCUUUCUUAGGCCCCCCCGUCCCCAUGCCAACCAUUGCUAUGUAUACUGUUGAUGGCGUUGGCUUACCCAGACAUAAGGAGGCACCUGGGAUUGUUCUCUGAAAAUCUGACAAAGAUGGUGAAGGAAAAUGUAGCCCAUAUACAAAUUCCAGAGCAUACUAUUGAAUGAGCGUACUAUGGAAUGAAUAUUUGCUAAAGGAAAUGUUCAUUGAAAUACACUAAGUCAAUUAAAAUCAUGGAACAAGGUUGGAUAUAGUCUCAAUAUACAGCAUGUUGGAAAGGGAGACACAAAAUGAAGUUGAACCUUUAUAGUAUACAGUGAGGGAAAAAAGUAUUUGAUCCCCUGCUGAUUUUGUACGUUUGCCCACUGACAAAGACAUGAUCAGUCUAUAAUUUUAAUGGUAGGUUUAUUUGAACAGUGAGAGACAGAAUAACAACAAAAAAAUCCAGAAAAACGCAUGUCAAAUGUUAUAAAUUGAUUUGCAUUUUAAUGAGGGAAAUAAGUAUUUGACCCCUCUGCAAAACAUGACUAAGUACUUGGUGGCAAAACCCUUGUUGGCAAUCAGAGGUCAGACGUUUCUUGUAGUUGGCCACCAGGUUUGCACACAUCUCAGGAGGGAUUUUGUCCCACUCCUCUUUGCAGAUCUUCUCCAAGUCAUUAAGGUUUUGAGGCUGAGGUCAUUGUCAUGCUGGAAUACCCAUCCACAACCCAUUUUCAAUGCCCUGGCUGAGGGAAGGAGGUUCUCACCCAAGAUUUGACGGUACAUGGCCCCGUCCAUCGUCCCUUUGAUGCGGUGAAGUUGUCCUGUCCCCUUAGCAGAAAAACACCCCCAAAGCAUAAUGUUUCCACCUCCAUGUUUGUCGGUGGGGAUGGCGUUCUUGGGGUCAUAGGCAGCAUUCCUCCUCCUCCAAACACGGCGAGUUGAGUUGAUGCCAAAGAGCUCCAUUUUGGUCUCAUCUGACCACAACACUUUCACCCAGUUCUCCUCUGAAUCAUUCAGAUGUUCAUUGGCAAAUUUCAGACGGGCAUGUAUAUGUGCUUUCUUGAGCAGGGGGACCUUGCGGGUGCUGCUGGAUUUCAGUCCUUCACGGCGUAGUGUGUUACCAAUUGUUUUCUUGGUGACUAUGGUCCCAGCUGCCUUGAGAUCAUUGACAAGAUCCUCCCGUGUAGUUCUGGGCUGAUUCCUCACCGUUCUCAUGAUCAUUGCAACUCCACGAGGUGAGAUCUUGCAUGGAGCCCCAGGCCAAGGGAGAUUGACAGUUCUUUUGUGUUUCUUCCAUUUGCGAAUAAUCGCACCAACUGUUGUCACCUUCUCACCAAGCUGCUUGGCGAUGGUCUUGUAGCCCAUUCCAGCCUUGUGUAGGUCUACAAUCUUGUCCAAGACAUCCUUGGAGAGCUCUUUGGUCUUGGCCAUGGUGGAGAGUUUGGAAUCUGAUUGAUUGAUUGCUUCUGUGGACAGGUGUCUUUUAUACAGGUAACAAACUGAGAUUAGGAGUACUCCCUUUAAGAGUGUGCUCCUAAUCUGAGCUCGUUACCUGUAUAAAAGACUCCUGGGAGCCAGAAAUCUUUCUGAUUGAAAGGGGGUCAAAUACUUAUUUCCCUCAUUAAAAUGUAAAUCAAUUUAUAACAUUUUUGACAUGCGUUUUUCUGGAUUUUUUUUGUUGCUAUUCUGUCUCUCACUGUUCAAAUAAACCUACCAUUAAAAUUAUAGACUGAUCAUUUCUUUGUCAGUGGGCAAACGUACAAAAUCAGCAGGGGAGCAAAUACUUUUUUCCCUCAUUGUACAAGACAAAUUCCCCAAAUAUUUUGUGGUAAGACAGUCACUGUAACGGUAUGAUGACUUUGCCAUCCCCUGGCUUCUCUCAUCAGAAGAAUCCCUGAUUAGAUUCCUGAAAUGCAGACAAUAAAAUAAUUUGACUGGGAGGAAAGAUAUUCAGCCCUCCCUCCCUCUCCUGUCUCUCUCCUUCUCUCCAUCUCAUGUUCAAUUUAAACACUGCACAAUUUACAAGUGUAAAUAUUGUACUAUAUAUUGUGCCUUCCUGUAUUAUACUUAUGAUAAAAUGUUUAUUCUAUUCUACUGAGCCAUUUACUUUAUGUUCGUAUUCUUACCUUUUAUUUCUUGUUGUUGCAUUGUCAAGAAGGAACCUGCAAGUAAGCAUUUCGUUGGAUGGGGUAUACCAUGUGUAUCCUUCACAUACGACUAAUAAUACAACUUGACUUGACGCUGAGGAACGAUCUGGAGAUGUUGCGACUCAGUCUGGCGUGAAAACAAGGAUUAGAAAAACAGUGCGAAAUACACCUCUUGAAAUUAAUCUCUCUACCCCUCUCUCUCACUCUUCUCUCGCCCCCAUUUCUCUUUAUCUGCCCCCCCUCUUUCUCUAGGUGAAUCUGGUUUGGGGAAGUCUACACUGAUCAACUCCCUCUUCCUGACAGACUUGUAUUCUCCUGAAUACCCUGGUCCCUCUCACAGAAUCAAGAAGACUGUACAGGUAAACACUAAGAUGCCCUAUCUAUUUGAUGUAUUUAUUCAUGGUAUAUUUGAAUGGGAACAGAUAGAAACACAGUGAAUAAACGAUCACCUGAUUAUAUGUUGCACCAUAGCGCCAACUAAUUUUCAACACCCUACUUGUGUUUCUCUCUAGGAAUAAAACGUUAUACUUCUGUCCCUUUUGUAACAGAUUAGUAAUCCCCGCCCCUCCCUCCUCUAACAGGAAACGACUGUUCUUUUCCAAAAGAAAAUAAAUAUUUCAGCUCACUCGCCACAUUAAAAAGCUGUUUCCCCUUUCUGUUGCUUUAUGUGCAGUGUGGUAGCUAGGUAACGUGUCUCCAUCCUGUCUGACUUACCCAUAAGUCCCUCUGUUGCCCACAAACGGCCUGCUAUUCUCUGGUAAAUUAUCUGAUGUUGAGGCACUGCCAAGUCAGCAGGUUUUAUAAUGCUGGAGCCUAAAGGAAUUCAUACCAGUAGGCCUAACCCAGUAGGUUUGGCCAUAAUCUGUCUGAUGCAGAUCUGGGUCGUGUUCAGUGGGAAUGACAUAGAAGAAAACGGUCCGAAACAGGCCCUGUAAUAUUUUUCUCUGGGCUGUGGCCUCUUCUGGAAUAGUUUAACCCUGGCAUUGGCCUGGUUAACUGCUGGUACCCCAGGCUGUGCUAACACAGGUGUGCCCCAGCCAGCUCCCACCCUGCCCUUUCUGUUCUCUUGUUUUGGUUCGUUGAUGUCACAGCCCUGACCCUCCCUCCACUUCAUACCUGCUCUCUGACACGCUUCUGGGUUGGCCACUCAAAACCUGUUACACUCCGACAGGGUGGUAUCUACUCAUAACCUGGUACCACCGCUGCCCAGUCUGUUGUCUGUCUGUCUGUUUGUGAAUAACAAGGCUUACAACCAGUUAAUCUACUUAGACUAGGAGGAAUGACUUUGACUGCAAAGAUAUGGGCCUCUGUAACCACACAGAAUAUCAGACUGACUCAUUGACUGGGAAAACGAAUGGUGUGCAAAACAAAUAGCAACAGGGAGUUUUUGCUGGAGAGAGAACUAGUACAUUUCAUUAUAACUGGAGUCAUGCUCCUCUCCUCUCUGUGGGUGUAAUAGUAGUGACUACUGAGACAGAAGUUGUUGCUCAGGUCAGGGGAAAUUAGUUGUACUCGCUAAGGCAGGGAACGUUAUUUCUAAAAAGGGUAACAGGGAGGAAAUCGGACAUCUCUGAAAUGAAAAUGGAUGGCCCUCCCUUCAGCAAAAUAUAUUUUACCUAAUCCCUCCCUGAACGUUUGGGAAAAAAACAAGUGACCCUCCCUUAUACCCAAAAUAAUAAUUAAAACAAAGUGGAUAGCAGAGAACAUGUCUACCGUUUACCCUCACAGACCAGAGCCUUAGAGAUGCAGUUUUAGAAACAGUUUUAUGUUCUGUAAGCAUUACAUGGCAAAGCAGGAAUUUCGAUAGCGCACAGGGCUUCGGGACAGAAGGUUGUGUGUUCGCAGACCACCGUGAACAAGAGUAGGGGUGAAAGGUUAUCCUGUAUAGUAAAAGCAUUGCAUGAAUCUAUCAACAUAUUUGCAGGUCCGAGAGAAAAUUGACUUUCAUAAAAAUGUCAUGCAAUUCUGUCAUUUUACAUAUUAGCAGGAUCUUUUUUAAUACCACACAAAUUACCGGAAUUCCAGGCUAAGAAUGGACAGAGAGAUGGGCCUAUGUGUUCAUCUUAUCAUAUUUCUCCAAUGUCAAAUCAGUGUCUUGUUUGCAUCGAAACUGUCCCUGUUAAAUAAAUAAUUAAAUCUGACACGUCAUUAGGAAUCUGAGCAUGAUACUUUCAAAAGUUAAGCCUAACUUUCCACCCCAGACAGAGUAGGCCUACCGACGCAGGAAAAUGUAAGCUUUAACUACUGGCUACUCUUCUUCCAUGGCUUAACCCAAUGAGAGAAGGUAACAAGUGUUUCCCUUAAAGCUGUCUGGGUUUAAACAUAUUGAUACAGAAAGUGAAUAGCUUAGUCAAUUGAUAGUGACAGAUUACUUCCCAAGCAAAGUCUAUUUCUUUGUCUCCUCUGCUAUAGAAGGUUGUAGCGCAGCCUCUGAAUGUCAGAGAAACUAAACAAUUAUAUAUUUCCACAUAUGCAUCGGAGUCACGUCUUUCACAGCUUGUUUCUAGCAUAAAGCACUGCAUACCAAAGCGCUGUUAUAGAUCACUUUAUAUAAUCGGAUCGGUUUUAUUUUCUUAAAAUAUCUUAAGCUAACAAGGGGUAUGCCUGUGCUUUUUGCCAUUUUCUUUAAUAAAAGGAAGGCCUAUGGCAUGCCCUCUCAUACCCCCUCUAUUUGAGUCUUGGUUUUAACUUAACAGCCCUGCACUGACACGGAGGUAGGCUAUUUAAAGAGUGCAUGGUGGGUGGAGGAAAUGACCAACAAAUCUAUGGAUAUAGCAUCCUAUAGCCUAAUUUCGUCUGUCAAACAGGUAGACCUACCUCUUACUUCUUAAAUAGGAAGAAAUGGGCUCCAACACAAAGCCCUCUUGUUCUUAGUAAGUCUAAUUAAAAUGGAGACCGUUGAAAUGAGUUAUGCCUACUCUAAUUGACUUACUUUCAGUACCAUGAGCUGUCCAUUUCUGAUUGAUUGUGCUGCGGCUGCUGCUUCAUGUUUCAGCACCACAAUGUAAGUUACUUGAAUCUGGCUUAUUGUGAGGUCAAUAACUCAGAUAAAUACAUCAUGGGCAAGAAACAUAUAUAUUGUUUUUAUCAAAUCAAUUAUAGUAGUAUCAAGCUAUCAAAGUUGAUCUCCGGUCCUCCUCCUCAUCCUCGCUCUCCUUCUCAUACUGAACAGAACAUAGGUUAUAUCCCUCAAACUCAACUCUGGACCUUGACGCCAGUACCACUGCAUUGUUUCAUUGUUCCCCUCCUAAUCAGAGUGAUUUAGAUCUGGGACACCAGGUGUAGCAUAGACAGGUAAUGAUGGGAAAACCAGCAGGCUCUGGACUUUGUAGGGUAAGAGUUGAGUACCCCUGGGAUAUAGUCUAGUCUGCGCGCGCCUAAUAAAAAAAUAUUUUGUGAAGGAGCCUUUGACUCUCCUCCUGACCUGCCACUGCAGGCCUACACAGCACAGCCAUUGGUUAGGCGGCACACAAAGGUUUUGAUCAGCAAGAGCAGAGCAGGCCGGGGCUCAGGGUUGGAAUAUCCAUUGCAGUGUGUAAUGCAGCCUAGUUUUAUUUACACCAUCCCAGCAGCUGUCUUAGAAAUAUAACUUUGCUCUGUGCUUCUCCGAGCAUGCACUUUGUAGCCUAUAAGCUAUGGAUAAUUUGAGACCACACUAAAUAGCCUAUAGGCACACUUGAUAUUGCGUGUCCAGCGGAGAUUCAGUGAUGAGGGGCGACAUCGGGCACACAUCGAGAUAUAUAUAUAUAUAUAUAUAUAUAUAUAUAUAUAUAUAUAUAUAUAUAUAUAUAUAUAUAUAUAUAUAUAUAUAUAUAUAUAUAUAUAUAUAUAUAUAUAUAUAUAUAUAGGGCAGACCAGGGCAUACCUAUAAAUAGUAAAACCAGAGAAACUGAUCAUCUUGCAGUGGUCUCUUACUUUUUCAGAGAGAGAGAGAGAGAGAGCUCUCCUAAUAAGCAACUAAUUCUAAAACACAAGUAUUGAAAGUUAAUCAAUUACAAAUUACAUGACCCUCCGCUGGACUAGAUAAAAAAUAAUAAUAAUACUAAACCCUCCCCUUGACUGAAACUGAAAAAGCCUGACCCUCCCCCAAUUUCCUCCAGGUCCCCAUUCUGUACAUUUCGAUCCAUCCCUAACAUCCCUAGCUGCCUGAUGGCCACUGCUGUAAACCUGUAGCCAGAUGCACACAUACACACGUCUUCUAUUAGUCUAGUCUGAUGAGGGAUGAGCCCCAGUCAAUCUGGGAAAUCAAGUUACAACCAACCAAGGGGAUAACAAUCAGACCACCACACUUCCCCGUGAUUUAUGAUACACACACACACUCACAAUGUAAUUUUUCAUUAAGAGAAGCAUUGAAAUUGAUGAGAGAUUUUAUAUUUUUGUGUAGGAUUAUGGAUUCUCCUAAACUGGUCCAAACUAGUGUUUUGCUACUGGUAUGGUGGUAGUGGUAUUGACAUUGGGGUAUGAAUGGUAUUAGUGAUUUUAUAGAUAUUCCCUCUCCUACUCUAUUUGCCCACACGUUGAGAAAUACUUUUCUUCUCCCGUCCAGUUUUAUCACUGACACUGCCAUGUUUCUGAAUAUGGAAUAUUCAAACGUCUGUGAAAGAAGUGUCUGUAAAACAUCACCACUGCAGACACCUAUUUGUAAAUGUCUGUUUUGCUGAGAGAGCUGCCUUUAUCUGUUUGCUGAUCUCUGAGCCCAGGUUUGAAUGAGCCUAAUGUGAAGUUAAGAGGAUUCCCAAAAAUGUCCCAUCCUUUUGGUUUAUUCUGUUUGUCUUGCAGCUGCCUGAAUGAGUUCCCUAACUCAGCCACACACACACAGCCACAGACACACACACACAACCACACGCACAAGCUCUGACUGGCGUUGGAUCUCAUUUAAUAUGUCAAGUAUGGCCUCCAGGCCAAUUCCUGGUGUUGAAAGCCAUAAACAGCCUGCAGUGUGUGUGUGUGCACGCCAUAGGAUUGGCCAUGCACGCGCCUCACAGCACAGAGGGGCACUCCAAACAGACUGUUUCCUGUGUUGAUUGAACAGGUGUUAAACAUGGGUCUCUUUUAUCAGAGCUGGGCUACAUGCCCCUAAAUCUAAUAUCUCUCUGUUCCUAUCUCUCCAAUGUUUCUCUUACAGCCUGUUUGAGUUCACUGUGCCAAUGGCACAUCUUAUCUUUAACCCAAACACCAGAUGUUCUCGGGAGGAGUGGAUUUAUUUAUUAUUUUGUAAUUUUUUGGUCAGUAAAGAGGCGUUGUUUUGUGAGGUGCUGGUUUAUUUGUUUUGUUAAAGCGAAUUUAGCUGUUGAGUGAUUUUAGAUGGCACGUAGUUCCAUUCGAUCAUGCCUCCAUAUAAUACUGUGCAUUGCAUUGACUUAGUUUUGUAUUUUGGGACUGUGAAGAGACUUCUUGUUGCAUGUCUUGUAGGGUACGAAUGUCAGAGCUGUAUGUUAGCUGAUUGAAUAGACAGUUUGGAAUUUUUAACACAAGAAGUGACGCAGUCAACCUCUCCUCUACUCCUGGGUUGACUACCCAGGUUGUUUGUGUCUUUGUUUGUUGGCGCAGCACUGGCAGUAAAAAUCCCAGUCCUUACUAAGGGUUCUGAAUCUGAAGAUUGAGGGAGGAAAGGAGGGAGACUGACAAGGAGAGAGCUGGAGAAAGAGAAGGGAGCGGGAGGAUCUGAUCUGUCUGGGUGUCACUACUACCACUACCUGGCGCCAUGCCAGUUGAAGAAGAGGAAGUAGUCAUAGUACUAACAGGAAGUAGUACUGAAGGUGCCAGACUUGGUUUACCGUCUCAUGAUGACAACACCUGAUCAAUGGUUAGCCUUCUAGUUUGACCUGCUUCCUCUCCUGGGCCCUCAGCAUAGGUUAGGUGUGCAGCAGGAGUGCUAUCUAGUUUUCAGACUUCACAGAAACAUCCAUCCAAGAAGGAUUACCCACAUUGUAUUGUACCUCCCCUUUGAAGUUGCAUGAAAGUGAUCCCGUUUCUGUGAUUCACUGCCAAUAGAAACAUAGCCUCUGCCUGGGUGUGUGUGGUAUUCUAUGUAGCUAGCUUACACCCACAGAAGCUCCAGCAUUUCUCUGGACUUGUUCCCUCUCAUGUGUGAUUCUUCUCAACACUACAGUCUAAAUCUCCACUAAGCCCAGACAGCACUGCUCUGUUUUCACCCAGCACCCGCCAAUUUGUUUACCUGCGCAUUACACACCCUUAAGCACUUAUUAAAGUUUAAACGAGAUUAGAGUGCAUGUCUGUGUUUUCUCUGCUUCCUUUGGCUCCAAUCGUGAGCGUUAUUCCAGAGGUUUCCUGAUAAACUUGGCAGGGUCAGGAUCCCAGAAGGGAAGAGUAGUUAGUGGGAACUCUCUGCUUGUUUAUCCUAGAGGAGGAGGAGAGGAAGAAUGACUACAGCCUUUCUUUCUUUCUUUCUUUCUUUCUUUUUUACGUCUCCCUCUGUCCAGGAACCACAAACUAAUGACAUUUCACAUAAUUGUGGUGUCUUUUGUUUCCCAGUCGAGCCAGAGUGAUGUGAUGAAACCCAAUGGAAUGCAUUGGUUGGGUAAUGAACAACAGACCCACCAAGAUCCAUCCAGAUCUGUUUGGAGGUCUGAAGACUGUGGGGUGAUGAGGGUUAUGCUAUAUUAUGUUAUUGGAGGGACAGUGCUAGCCUGGUCCCAGAUGUAUUCCUCCUAUUCAGCCAACUCCAGUGCUCAUUGCCACCAACCAUAGGAGUUGGCUGAACAAAUCUGGACCAGGGCAGGGCAGGCGUCUAUGUCGGUUAGUUAAGAACAGAUGUAGAGGGGACGAGGCUAGCGCUUAGCGUGCUAAUGUCUGUCUGCCAGCCCAAUGUCCUCGUGUAACACAGCUGAGCAAACCAACCGUAGCGGAGAGGAGUGUGGCGAAAUGGUCAGUGUUGUGUUCCUCUUCCCUGUCUGUCUGUGAGGACGUUGUGGUCAGUCACUUAGAGGCAUGGCUGUGGCAUGACUCACUCUGUUGAGGAGAGAGGUAGGAACCGAACGAGAGCGGGGGGUGGGGGGAUAAGAGAGUGAAAAGGAAGAGAGCGGGGGAAGGGAGAAAGGAGGGAGGGAUUAGAUAUGUGGACAGAUUAUUUCGUAGAUGUUUACUCAGCACUGAUCCCUCUUCUCCUACCAUUACACUGUUUAGUACCAUCUAACUCCUUCCAGACAGGGAGGGGUCCAUGUCAGUUGUUUUUGUUCAUUCAGUGUCUCACACUAGCAUCUGCCAUUCAUGACACUGUAAAGGGCGCAGUCGGUUGAAGAGCAUGAAUGAAACCUGUUUUGUAAUGCCACUGUCAAUCAUCUAUGCUAUGAUGGAGCCUGAGAAGAUAUCUGUAACCAGUUUUUAGUUUUGGUUACAACGCCAGGGUUGUGGGUUCGAUUCCCACGGGGGGCCAGUCACUAACUGUAAGUUGCUCUGAAUAUUUAGCUCUAUGCUAAAUGACUAAAAUGUAAAAAAUGUAAACAGGACAGUCUAGAGAAGGGGGAGGGGAAGUGAGUGAGGAAAAGAGGGGAGAGAGAGAGAAGGAAUGAGAGUGGAAGAAGGGAGAAAGUCCUACUCUGAUGGUGCUUAAAGGACCAGGGUGAGGUCUAUGAAUAUGGGGUUAGAGGUCAGGUAAAGAGACAGGAGGAGCUUAAUGUGCAGUCUGAUGGAUUCCUGGAAAUGGAAGGGUAGGUCAGGGGCAGUAAAAGGCAGCACUACACACACACACACACACACACACACACACACACACUGUGUGAACAGCCGUGUUCUAGCCAGGCCCCCAGUGUCCGGUCUGGUGCGUAGCAACCUGCGUAGCAACUUAGCGGUGCCAAAAGCCGUGGUCUGCCCUAGAAAGCCCUGGUCUGCCCUAGAAAGCCCUGGUCUGCCCUAGAAAGCCUAUAUAAAUUAUGACCGCCAGAACGGACCCUACAUUUUUUUUUUGGGGGGGGGACUGUCGUUUUGGGCUCAAAUUAGUUAAUGAUCAAGUUUGAUCCCCACUGUGAAUUAUUACAAAUUUGGACAGACAGACAGACGUGUUGUCACGCUGCCUUAUAAAAAAAAAAAAAAAAAGCUGUGUGCAUUCCAGCUCUGACGAUUGAGUGACUCACGUCAACCGACAAAUCUAGAUUUACUAGCUGGAAAUAAAAGAAAAAAUCUAACCAUGCAAUUUCCCUCUCCAUUGUUUUCCCUGCUGGUUAGUAGUUCAACUGUGGCUGGAGCACGCACGAACACACACACACACACACACAAGCACGAACACACACACACACAGAUCCGUUCACACAUGACAUAUCAUCUGUGUUUUCAAAACAUCCUUCAGAAGAGAACCCAUCAUGACCUGUCUAUGCUACAGAUAACGGUUUGGAAAAGUAUGCAUUGUUUCUGGGUCAAGGAUGGUUGUCUAAAGUAUGCAUUUCAUGCUUUUGAACGUAGUCUUUCAAAUCAACAAAGUUAGCUAUAUUUUGAGAGGAUGUGCGUAGAUGAAUUGAUAAGAUGAUACCUGUGAAAGUGUGACUCCUGCUUUUAGUGUUCUUUCUGCACAGCCAGCUAGCCAUUCUAAAUGGUGUCAUUAUUAGUGUUGUGGCAGAACGGUGGUCUGGACACAGUGGCCUGUUCAAACAGCCGUAAGACUGCGUCCCAAAUGGCACCCUAUUCCCUACAUAGUGCACUACUUUUGACCAGAGCACUAUGGGUCCUGGUCAAAAGUAGUGCACUAUAUAAGGAAUAGGGUGCGAUUUGGGACAGAUAAGUCACCCACCCAGAAAGCAGACCUACCGCCCGGCCUGGCAGGACACCUUUUUAGGUCCAACUCUGAUCCCUUUCACUAGCUGACUGGAAAUAGAUGCUCCCCCACUAAAUACCUGUUUUCUCUUUAAUUACCUGUCUCUCCUUUUUUGAUCCUCAAAAUGUUUUGACUCAUCACUGACUCAAACAGUUGUUAUUUUAUUUUCUCUCUCUCGCUCUCUCGCUCUCUCGCGCUCUCGCUCUCUCCCUGUCCCUUCUCUCUCGCUUUCUCUCUCCCCCUCCCUUCUCUCUCUCACCUAAAUCAGCUUGACUAUCACCUACCAAAACACACUAGUUGUUUUCUCUUUUAUUUCCCUCUUAUUUUCUUUCGGAGGUCUAGCUAAAUCAGCUCUCAGGCUGUUGCUCUGUGUUAGCCGGCCAGGUGGUGGCCUGCCCACAGUGGGGCCCACAGUGGGGCUGUGUGUGGGAGAGGAAGCCUUUAGCCAGGGCCCAGCUGGUGGGCAGAGGGAGAGCAGCCGUAACCCAGCCUCGGGCCCAGACCACGGGCAUUCUGUGGCGCUGUCUAAGUGGAAGGUGACGGCUCAGUUUAGCUGCCUGUGGUUAAACUGAAAUGUGCUGCUCUUUGGGAAACCAUGGGCUGCCGGCUGGGCUGGCUUUCUCAAAAUGGUCCUACAGCAAUGAAGUAUGUCAUCAAGUAAACAAAAUGGUAGUAAGGCCGCUUAUAUCACUAAGUACAUCCAGUUGUGAUAUGAUGUGUGUGAAAGCAUGAGGUAUAGUAGUGUUUUAUGUUGGGGUCUGUGUACAACUGCUAAAGCUGAGCUUGCUUUUACUGUACAUACACAAUGAUGGCUUCCAUUGCAAUCUGAGCGGAACACGGCAGGCCUUCCAUAUGUUCCUCCUGAUUUAUUUAAUUGAAGUGCAGCUCAUCUGCUAAUUACAAGUGCUGGUCUGGCUCGCCUGCUGAUUUUAAAGCUCUCUGAUCAGCUAAGAGGCCACUCUGCAAGCCGCUCUUUACACCCCUUACUGGACACUCCAGGUGGGCAGCCAAAUACAGCUCUCUCUGGGUCUAAGGUCAAAGAUCUUCUAAGACCGUGUUGCUGGAUUCAUCCUCACAGUCUGCCUGGCUGGCAACCUUCCACAAGCGUAUCUCUAUCUGUGAUUUAUAUCCGUGAUAUCUGUGAUAUAAUGCCACAUUUUUUUCUACCUGGGCUUUUGUAGUUUGAUGGGUAGCUAACUUCUCCGAACAGACACUUUCUAGAUAAAGAUGAAAGGAAAGGACUGUCAGACCUCCUAACCAAGCCCCUGAGUCUGAGCCCAUCCCCUCAACAGAGGAGGAGUGCUUUGAGGUGGAGAGACUGCAAACUGUCACCAUUAGUUAUUAUUUCUUAUACACGCUAUGAUGCAACGCAUCGGAUGAUUCUUUUUUCCAAUGUGUCAAUAUGUUUGUACAUGUCCCUAUUCCAGCGUUUCCCAAACUUGGUCCUUGGGACCCAAAGGGGUGCACGUUUUUGUUUUUUAUCAACAGUGUAGUGCUAGGGCAAAAACCAAAAUGUGCACCCCUUGGGGUCCCGAGGACCGAGUUUGGGAAACCCUGCCCUAUUCAAAUGAACCAUAAAUGGGAAGAGAUUGAUGUAAUGGUGUUUUUGGAAGUUCAACAUGAUUCUGUGCUGAAUUUCUACAUGUCUUUGUUGUAAUUAUUUAGUGUUCUCUACAAUCUCAGGUGGAGCAGUCUAAGGUGCUGGUAAAGGAAGGAGGAGUUCAGCUUCUUCUCACCAUCGUUGACACGCCAGGGUUCGGGGACGCUGUCGACAACAGUAACUGGUACGUCUGACUAGCUGACUAGCCUGCCCUAUAUCUCUAUCUAUAUCUCUAUCUGAAUGUGUAUAUUCUACAUUAAAUGUAGACACAAUGUUACCUGACAUUGAGUAAUGUAUGUGUGCUCUGCUCUCCUAUAGCUGGCAGCCAGUCAUCGAUCACAUCGACAGUAAGUUUGAGGAUUACCUAAACUCAGAGUCCCGGGUCAACAGACGGCAAAUGCCUGACAACAGAGUGCACUGCUGCCUCUACUUCAUCGCCCCCUCUGGACACGGGUAGGUACUGCAGCUGAAACACAACAUAAAAAUUCAGUCGUGAAUCACAGAGUUGAAAUUGUCGUGUUGCUUCUAAAAAUUUUAAUAAUUCUUCAAGGGUUAAUUGAGCAUGAUCUUGAGGCUCUUGAGACUGUUCCCUAACAGGGCAGACUAGACAGGGUAUUGGUCACGGAAAGAAAUGAGUAGUACAACUACAGUGCAUUCGGAAAGUAUUCAGACCCCUUGACUUUUUCCACAUUUUGUUACGUUACAGCCUUAUUGUUUUUUUCCCCCCCUCAUCAAUCUACACACAAUACCACAUUAUGACAAAGUAAAACAAGUUUUUAGAAAUGUUUGCACAUUUAUAAAAAUAAAAAAAAACUAUAAAGUUUACAUAAGUAUUCAGACCCUUUAUCAAUCAAUUUUAUUUUUUUUCAAUCAAUUUUAUUUUAUAUAGCCCUUCGUACAUCAGCUAAUAUCUCGAAGUGCUGUACAGAAACCCAGCCUAAAACCCCAAACAGCUAGUAAUGCAGGUGUAGAAGCACGGUGGCUAGGAAAAACUCCCUAGAAAGGCCAAAACCUAGGAAGAAACCUAGAGAGGAACCAGGCUAUGAGGGGUGGCCAGUCCUCUUCUGGCUGUGCCGGGUGGAGGUUAUAACAGAACCAUGCCAAGAUGUUCAAAAAUGUUCAUAAGUGACAAGCAUGGUCAAAUAAUAAUCAGGAAUAAAUCUCAGUUGGCUUUUCAUAGCCGAUCAUUAAGAGUUGAAAACAGCAGGUCUGGGACAGGUAGGGGUUCCAUAACCGCAGGCAGAACAGUUGAAACUGGAAUAGCAGCAAGGCCAGGCGGACUGGGGACAGCAAGGUGUCAGCAUGCCCGGUAGUCCUGACGUAUGGUCCUAGGGCUCAGGUUCUCAGAGAGAAAGCGAGAACGAGAGAAUUAGAGAGAGCAUACUUAAAUUCACACAGGACACUGGAUAAGACAGGAGAAGUACUCCAGGUAUAACCAACUAACCCCAGCCCCCCGACACAUAAACUACUGCAGCAUAAAUACUGGAGGCUGAGACAGGAGCGGUCCGGAGACACUGUGGCCCCAUCCGAAGAAACCCCCGGACAGGGCCAAACAGGAAGGAUAUAACCCCACCCACUCUGCCAAAGCACAGCCCCCGCACCACUAGAGGGAUCAAGGCCGAGUAUAGCCCACAGAGGUCUCCACCACAGCACAAACCAAGGGGGGGCGCCAACCCAGACAGGAAGAUCACGUCAGUAACUCAACCCACUCAAGUGACGCACCCCUCCUAGGGACGGCAUGAAAGAGCACCAGCAAGCCAGUGACUCAGCCCCUGUAACAGGGUUAGAGGCAGAGAACCCCAGUGGAGAGAGGGGAACCGGCCUGGCAGAGACAGCAAGGGCUGUUCGUUGCUCCAGAGCCUUUCCGUUCACCUUCACACUCCUGGGCCAGACUACACUCAAUCAUAUGACCUACUGAAGAGAUAAGUCUUCAGUAAAGACUUAAAGGUUGAGACCGAGUCUGCGUCUCUCACAUGGGUAGGCAGACUGUUCCAUAAAAAUGGAGAUCUAUAGGAGAAAGCCCUGCCUCCCGCUGUUUGCUUAGAAAUUCUAGGGACAAUUAGGAGGCCUGCGUCUUGUGACCGUAGCGUACGUAUUGGUAUGUACGGCAGGACCAACUCGGAAAGAUAGGUAGGAGCAAGCCCAUGUAACGCUUUAUAGGUUAACAGUAAAACCUUGAAAUCAGCCCUUGCCUUAACAGGAAGCCAGUGUAGGGAAGCUAGCACUGGAGUAAUAUGAUCAAAUUUCUUGGUUCUAGUCAGGAUUCUAGCAGCCGUAUUUAGCACUAACUGAAGUUUAUUUAGUGCUUUAUCCGGGUAGCCGGAAAGUAGAGCAUUGCAGUAGUCUAACCUAGAAGUAACAAAUGCAUGGAUUAAUUUUUCUGCAUCAUUUUUGGACAGAAAAUUUCUGAUUUUUGCAAUGUUACGUAGAUGGAAAAAAGCUGUCCUUGAAACAGUCUUGAUAUGUUCGUCAAAAGAGAGAUCAGGGUCAAGAGUAACGCCGAGGUCCUUCACAGUUUUAUUUGAGACGACUUUACAACCAUCAAGAUGAAUUGUCAGAUUUAACAGAAGAUCUCUUUGUUUCUUGGGACCUAGAACAAGCAUCUCUGUUUUGUCCAAGUUUAAAAGUAGAAAGUUUUCAGCCAUCCACUUCCUUAUGUCUGAAACACAGGCUUCUAGCGAGGGCAAUUUUGGGGCUUCACCAUGUUUCAUUGAAAUGUACAGCUGUGUGUCAUCCGCAUAGCAGUGAAAGUUAACAUUAUGUUUUCGAAUAACAUCCCCAAGAGGUAAAAUAUAUAGUGAAAACAAUAGUGGUCCUAAAACGGAACCUUGAGGAACACCGAAAUGUACAGUUGAUUUGUCGGAGGACAGACCAUUCACAGAGACAAACUGAUAUCUUUCCGACAGGUAAGAUCUAAACCAGGCCAGAACUUUUCCGUGUAGACCAAUUUGGGUUUCCAGUCUCUCCAAAAGAAUGUGGUGAUCGAUGGUGUCAAAGGCAGCACUAAGGUCUAGUAGCACGAGGACAGAUGCAGAGCCUCGGUCUGACGCCAUUAAAAGGUCAUUUACCACCUUCACAAGUGCAGUCUCAGUGCUAUGAUGGGGUCUAAAACCAGACUGAAGCAUUUCGUAUACAUUGUUUGUCUUCAGAAAGGCAGUGAGUUGCUGCGCAACAGCUUUUUCAAAAAAUUUUGAGAGGAAUGGAAGAUUCGAUAUAGGCCGAUAGUUUUUUAUAUUUUCCGGGUCAAGGUUUGGCUUUUUCAAGAGAGGCUUUAUCACUGCCACUUUUAGUGAGUUUGGUACACAUCCGGUGGAUAGAGAGCUGUUUAUUAUGUUCAACAUAGGAGGGCCAAGCACAGGAAGCAGCUCCUUCAGCAGUUUAGUAGGAAUAGGAUCCAGUAUGCAGCUUGAAGGUUUAGAAGCCAUGAUUAUUUUCAUCAUUGUGUCAAGAGAUAUAGUACUAAAACACUUAAGUGUCUCUCCCGAUCCCAGGCCCUCGCAGAGCUGUGCAGAUCCAGGACAGCUAAGCCCUGGAGGAAUACGCAGAUUCAAAGAGGAGUCCGUAAUUUGCUUUCUAAUGGUCAUGAUCUUUUCCUCAAAGAAGUUCAUGAAUUUAUUACUGCUGAAGUGAAAGCCAUCCUCUCUUGGGGAAUGCUGCUUUUUAGUUAGCUUUGCAACAGUAUCAAAAAUAAAUUUUGGAUUGUUCUUAUUUUCCUCGAUUAAGUUGGAAAAGUAGGAUGAUCGAGCAGCAGUGAGGGCUCUUCGGUACUGCACGGUACUGUCUUUCCAAGCUAGUCGGAAAACUUCCAGUUUGGUGUGGCGCCAUUUCCGUUCCAAUUUCCUGGAAGCUUGCUUCAAAGCUCGGGUAUUUUCUGUAUACCAGGGAGCUAGUUUCUUAUGACAAAUGUUUUUCGUUUUUAGGGGUGCAACUGCAUCUAGGGUAUUGCGCAAGGUUAAAUUGAGUUCCUCAGUUAAGUGGUUAACUGAUUUUUGUCCUCUGACGUCCUUGGGUAGGCAGAAGGAGUCUGGAAGGGCAUCAAGGAAUUUUUGUGUUGUCUGAGAAUUUAUAGCACGACUUUUGAUGCUCCUUGGUUGGGGUCUGAGCAGAUUAUUUGUUGCGAUUGCAAACGUAAUAAAAUGGUGGUCCGAUAGUCCAGGAUUUUGUGGAAAAACAUUAAGAUCUACAACAUUUAUUCCAUGGGACAAAACUAGGUCCAGAGUAUGACUGUGGCAGUGAGUAGGUCCAGAGACAUGUUGGACAAAACCCACUGAGUCGAUGAUGGCUCCGAAAGACUUUUGGAGUGGGUCUGUGGACUUCUCCAUGUGAAUAUUAAAAUCACCAAAAAUUAGAAUAUGAUCUGCUAUGACUACAAGGUCUGAUAGGAAUUCAGGAAACUCAGAGAGGAACGCUGUAUAUGGCCCAGGAGGCCUGUAAACAGUAGCUAUAAAAAGUGAUUGAGUAGGCUGCAUAGAUUUCAUGACUAGAAGCUCAAAAGACGAAAACGCAAUUUUUUUUUUUGUAAAUUGAAAUUUGCUAUCGUAAAUGUUAGCAACACCUCCGCCUUUGCGGGAUGCACGGGGAAUAUGGUCACUAGUGUAACCAGGAGGUGAGGCCUCAUUUAACACAGCAAAUUCAUCAGGCUUAAGCCAUGUUUCAGUCAGGCCAAUCACAUCAAGAUUAUGAUCAGUGAUUAGUUCAUUGACUAUGACUGCCUUUGAAGUGAGGGAUCUAACAUUAAGUAACCCUAUUUUGAGAUGUGAGGUAUCACGAUCUCUUUCAAUAAUAGCAGGAAUGGAGGAGGUCUUUAUCCUAAUAAGAUUGCUAAGGCGAACACCGCCAUGUUUAGUUUUGCCCAACCUAGGUCGAGGCACAGACACAGUCUCAAUGGGUAUGGCUGAGCUGACUACACUGACUAUGCUAUUGGCAGACUCCACUAAGCUGGCAGGUUGGCUAACAGCCUGCUGCCUGGCCUGCACCCUAUUUCACUGUGGGGCUAGAGGAGUUAGAGCCCUAUCUAUGUUGGUAGAUAAGAUGAGAGCACCCCUCCAGCUAGGAUGGAGUCCGUCACUCCUCAGCAGGUCAGGCUUGGUCCUGUUUGUGGGUGAGUCCCAGAAAGAGGGCCAAUUAUCUACAAAUUCUAUCUUUUGGGAGGGGCAGAAAACAGUUUUCAACCAGCGAUUGAGUGCUGAGACUCUGCUGUAGAGCUCGUCACUCCCCCUAACUGGGAGGGGGCCAGAGACAAUUACUCGAUGCCGACACAUCUUUCUAGCUGAUUUACACGCUGAAGCUAUGUUGCGCUUGGUGACCUCUGACUGUUUCAUCCUAACAUCGUUGGUGCCGACGUGGAUAACAAUAUCUCUAUACUCUCUACACUCGCCAGUUUUAGCUUUAGCCAGCACCAUCUUUAGAUUAGCCUUAACGUCGGUAGCCCUGCCCCCUGGUAAACAGUGUAUGAUCGCUGGGUGAUUCGUUUUAAGUCUAAUACUGCGGGUAAUGGAGUCGCCAAUGACUAGGGUUUUCAAUUUGUCAGAGCUAAUGGUGGGAGCCUUCGGCGUCUCAGACCCCGUAACGGGAGGAGUAGAGACAAGAGAAGACUCAGACUCAGACUCCGACUCGCUACAUAAUGGGGAAAACCGGUUGAAAGUUUCUGUCGGCUGAAUGAGCGACACCGGUUGAGCAUUCCGACAGUAUUUCCCUCCAGAAGCCAUGAGAAAGUUGUCCGGCUGCGGGGACUGUGCGGGGGGAUUUAUACUAACGUUACUAUCUGUACUUACUGGUGGCACAGACGCUGUUUCUACUUUGUAGAAGCACCUUUGGCAGCGAUUACAGCCUUGUGUCUUCUUGGGUAUGACGCUACAAGCUUGGCACACCUGUAUUUGGGGAGUUUCUCCCAUUCUUCUCUGCAGAUCCUCUCAAGCUCUGUCAGGUUGGAUGGGGAGCGCCGCUGCACAGCUAUUUUCAGGUUUCUCCAGAGAUGUUUGAUCGGGUUCAAGUCCGGGCUCUGGCUGGGCCACUCAAGGACAUUCAGAUACUUGUCCCGAAGCCACUCCUGCGUUGUCUUGGCUGUGUGCUUAGGGUCAUUGUCCUGUUGGAAGGUGAACCUUCGCCCCAGUCUGAGGUCCUGAGCGCUCUGGAGCAGGUUUUCAUCAAGAAUCUUUCUGUACUUUGCUCCGUUUAUCUUUCCCUCGAUCCUGACUAGUCUCCCAGUCCCUGCCGCUGAAAAACAUUCCCACAGCAUGAUUCUAACACCACCAUGCUUCACCUGGGGAUGGUAUUGGCCAGGUGAUAAGCGGUGCCUGGUUUCUUCCAGAUGUGACCCUUGCCAUUCAGGCCAAAGAGUUCAAUCUUGGUUUCAUGAGACCAAAGAAUCUUGUUUCUCGUGGUCUGAGAAUCCUUUAGGUGCCUUUUGGCAAACUCCAAGCGGGCUGUCAUGUGCCUUUUACUGAGGAGUGGCUUCCGUCUGGCCACUCUACCAUAAAGGCCCUGUGUAGCUCAGUUGGUAGAGCAUGUUCCCUUGCAACGCCAGGGUUGUGGGUUCGAAUCCCACGGGGGCCAGUAUGAAAAUGUAUGCACUCACUAACUGUAAGUCGCUCUGGAUAAGAGCGUCUGCUAAAAUGACUAAAAUGUAAGGCCUGAUUUGGUGGAGGGCUGCAGAGAUGGUUAUCCUUCUGGAAGGUUCUCCCAUCUCCACAGAGGAACUCUGGAGCUCUGUCAGUGACCUCCCUGACCAAGGUCCUUCUCCCUCAAUUGCUCAGUUUGGCCGGCGACCAGCUCCAUUUUAAGAAUGAUGGAGGCCACUGUGUUCUUGGGGACCUUCAAUGCUGCAGACAUUUUUUGGUACCCUUCCCCAGAUCUGUGCCUCGACACAAUCCUGUCUCAGCUCUAUGGACAAUUCCUUCGACCUCAUGGCUUGGUUUUUGCUCUGAGAUGCCCUGUCAACUGUGGGACCUUAUAUAGACAGGUGUGUGCCUUUCCAAAUAAUGUCCAAUCCAUUGAAUUUACCACAGGUGUACUCCAAUCAAGUUGUAGAAACAUCUCAAGGAUGAUCAAUGGAAACAGGAUGCACCUGAGCUCAAUUUCGAGUAUCAUAGCAAAGGGUCUGAAUAGUUAUGUAAAUAAGAUAUUUCUGUUUGUUUUUUAAAUGAUAGAUUAGCAAACAUUUCUAAAAACCUGUUUUUGCUUUGUCAUUAUAGGGUAUUGUGUGUAGAUUGAUGAGGGGGAAAAAAUAAUUACAUCAAUUUUAGAGUAAGGCUGUAACAUAACAAAAUGUGGAAAAAGGGAAGGGGUCUGAAUACUUUAAGAAUGCACUGUAAUGUGCAGCCUAAGACUGUUUACAUGUUGUUAGCUGGUCAUCCACCCUCCUGCCCCUGGUGUGGAGUCAAGCUGUCACUGUUCAUUUAAGCCUAGCUGCGCUUCCCGCCCCACCCUACUGGGGCUGCUGAGAGGCACACUGGGACAUUUACGUAAUCUGUCCUCUCCUGGGCUCACUUUGUUGGAGGCCCAGUUUCUCCUCUCUGUAUAUUGUCUCCAGUCCGUGCCCUGCUCUGCUCAACACUCAGCUCUCCCUGCUGUUACAUUACAUCUCUACGCUGGGCUACUCUGUGCUCCCCAUAAACAAAGGGUCAUUUGACAGGCCAGCGCUCUCUCUGUUUGGAUGUCAGUGCUCCUCACCGUCUUCUCUGACCAAGUCCUUGUUCUGUUCUGCUCUUCAUGUGCCUGGCCUGCCUGGCUGGCUGCUGUCUGAGGUUAUCCAAGAGGACUAGCACCAUAUGGCUCUAUUCACAUUUAACAUCUGCCUCUUCCUCUGUGUCCCCAUGGGACUCUCUCAGCACAGCUGGACCCAGGGCAGAGAGAAAAGUGUGAAUGUAGGCCUAGUGUGUGUUCACACACACUGAUCUUUCAAAAUGAAGACUGAAACACAAUCAUUCCUCACAGUGUGAAGAUUCAUUCUGCUCUUUUGAUCUAACUCUCUGAACAUAAAGUUUCAUCUAGCCACAGCCAGCCAAGUCAGACCGGAGACUUGUACAUGUUGGCAUGCCCUUUAGCUUUUUCUUGUCUGCGUGCCAGGAUUCAACGUUGUUUAGAUAUCCCAGCAUCUCCUUUCACAAACAGACUGGAGUCUGUAGCUCUGUAUGAAAUACCAAUGUGAUGGCUGUUUAAAUUAGAGCAGUUUUCAGGAAGACAGAACAGAAGAAUCCUGUUCUGCUCAGUGGAUUUACAGUGUGUUGUGGGCCGGCCAGAUGUGCAGUUUCAGCAGCAAUGCUGCUAUGGAGAGGGAGAUUAAUUCUGGACAGGAAAUGCUGUUUUUUUUAGUCCUGAGGUCAGCCAAGCUGUGAAAUCUGAGUUUUUUCUCUUCUCUCUCUCCAGAUUGAAGCCUCUUGAUAUAGAGUUCAUGAAGCGGUUACAUGAAAAAGUGAACAUCAUCCCGCUCAUCGCCAAAGCUGACACAAUGACUCCUGAGGAGUGCCAACAGUUCAAGAAGCAGGUAUGUGUGUACAUACUGUGUGUUAUGGGUGACCUGUGUGUUUAUGGUUUGUUUAAAAAACACGUCUUUCUCUGAAUGCAGAAGUCGAUAGUUUGUGAGUUGUGUGUGAUUAGUAGUGUAUGCAAGCUAUUCCUGUGGGAGAGAACCCAUGCAAUAAAUAAGUGAUGCACAGUUGUUGCACAGAGCGAGUGUGUGUGUGUGCUGAGCACUGUUUCCUCAUCCUGUCUAUUGACUGACCCUUCAGCGUGAGUGAGUAUUGAUAUUUGUGACUCGUUGGCCUAGAUAGACACAACCAGAGGGGAGCAGGACUCACAUGAUUAAAUAUCAUCUCGAUCUCUCUCAUCUUUCUCUCUUUCCUGCUUUCUCUCUCUUUGUCCCACCCUCCCCUUGCUCUCACCGUUCUCUCGCUUUCUCCUCUCUCCCUCCCCUCCUGUCUUUAUAGAUAAUGCGAGAAAUCACGGAGCACAAAAUCAAGAUCUACGAGUUCCCAGAGACCGACGAUGAGGAGGAGAACAAGAUGGUCAAGAAGAUCAAGGUUUGGAUUCUCCCAGUGCCCAAACACACACACACACACACACACUGCUUUCAUUCUCCACCCAAGAGAUGGAAUUGAAUAUAAGAGAAAAAACUUGACAAACAUGAACACACACAUCUUUAUUCUGAUCACGGUAUGUCGUGUUUACAGCCCUGCUGAAGGCAUAACAUAAAUCCAAUAAAUCUAACACUAGUGUUUUUGGCUGUACUGGCCCCACCAGCCCCAGUAUUGACAAGAGAAGAGACUGAGUGGUUAGUUAGCUACCAUAGAGACUGAGUGGUUAGUUAGCUACCAUAGAGACUGAGUGGUUAGUUAGCUACCAUAGAGACUGAGUGGUUAGUUAGCUACCAUAGAGACUGAGUGGUUAGUUAGCUACCAUAGAGACUGAGUGGUUAGUUAGCUACCAUAGAGACUGAGUGGUUAGUUAGCUACCAUAGGGCCAUACAGAGAAGGGAUUUUCCUGCCAUUUAAAUCCUUGGGAGGAAGCAUUUUUUCGGGUCACCUAAUUCCAAACUGUAAAAAAUAUAUAUAUUUAUAAAUAAACUGAAUUAACACAUUUAUAUAAGUAUUCAGACCCUUUACUCAGUACUUUGUUGACGCACCUUUAGCAGCGAUUACAGCCUCGAGUCUUCUUGGGUAUGAUGCUACAAGCUUGGCACACCUGUAUUUGGGGAGUUUCUCCCAUUUUUCUCUGCAGAUCCUCUCAAGCUCUGUCAGGUUGGAUAGGAACGUCGCUGCACAGCUAUUUUCAGGUCUCUCCAGAGAUCGGGUUCAAGUCCGAGCUCUUGUUGGGCCACUCGAGGACAUUCAGAGACUUGUCCCGAAGCCACUCCUGCGUUGUCUUGGCUGUGUGUUUAGGGUCGUUGUCCUGUUGGAAGGUGAACCUUCGCCCCAGUCUGAGGUCCUGAGCGCUCUGGAGCAGGUUUUCAUCAAGGAUCUCUCUGUACUUUGCUCCGUUCAUCUUUCCCUUGAUCCUGACUUGUCUCCCAGUCCCUGCUGCUGAAAAAAUCCCCACAGCAUGAUGCUGCCACCACCAUGCUUCAUCGUAGAGUUGGUGCCAGGUUUCCUCCAGACGUGACGCUUGGCAUUCAGGCCAAAGAGUUACGUCUUGGUUUAAUCAGACCAGAGAAUCUUGUUUCUCAUGGUCUGACAGUCUUUAGGUUCCUUUUGGGAAACUCCAAGCAGGCUGUCGUGUGCCUUUUACUGAGUAGUGGCUUCUGUCUGGCCACUCUACCAUAAAGGCCUGAUUGGUGGAGUGUUGCAGAGAUGGUUGUCCUUCUGGAAGGUUCUCCCAUCACAACAGAGGAACUCUGGAGCUCUGUCAGAGUGACAAUCGGGUUCUUGGUCACCUCCCUGACCAAGGCCCUUGCUCAGUUUUGCCGGGCGGCCAGCUCUAGGAAGAGGCUUGGUGGUUCCAAACUUCUAUUUAAGAAUGAUGGAGGCCACUGUGUUCUUGGGGAUCUUCAAUGCUGCAGACAAUUUGUUGUACUUUCCCCAGAUCUGUGCCUCGACACAAUCCUGUCUCGGAGCUCUAUGGACAAUUCUUUCGACCUCAUGGCUUGGUUUUUUCUAUGUCUACUGUGGGACCUUAUAUAGACAGGUUUGUGCCUUUCCAAAGAAUGUCCAAUCAAUUCAAUUUACCACAGGGGGACUCCAAUCAAGUUGUAGAAACAUCAAGGAUGAUCAAUGGAAACAGGAUGCACCUGAGCUCAAUUUCGAGUCUCAUAGCAAAGGGUCUGAAUACGUAUGUAAAUAAGAUAUUUAUGUUUUUAUGUUUCCAAAAACCUGUUUUUGUUUUGUCAUUAUGGGGUAUUGUGUGUAGAUUGAGAGGAAAAAACUAUUGAAUCCAUUUUAGAAUAAGGCUGUAACAUAACAAAAUGUGGAAAAGGUCAAGGGUCUGAAUACUUUCCGAAUGUACUGUACACACACACACACACACACACACACACACACUAAGUAAGCACUGUUCUCAACUGUCACUGCCAUUAGAGCUGCUGUGAUAUCAAUACACUACUUUAUCUCCAGUCAAUCUUCCAUCCAAUAAAAAAAAAAAAAAAAGGGUAACCUCGUGAAUAUACUUCACCGCAGCGAAGUUCACACAAAAGUUAACUUCUGUGGACUGUGUGUGUUGCCACAUAGCCUUGUCUAACAGGUUUUUAUUUAUUUUUAUUGUGUAACACUUGUCCCUCCCUCCUGCAGGAUCGCUUACCCCUGGCUGUUGUUGGUAGCAACACCAUCAUCGUGGUCAACGACAAGCGGGUGCGAGGGAGGCAGUACCCCUGGGGUGUGGCGGAAGGUGAGGAGUAAUGGGUCAGAGGUCACAGUCAGGUACUGGCCUGGACACACACACACACACACACACACACACACACACACACACACACACCAGUCUCUGGGUGUUAUUCCAUAUUAGCACAAAGGUUGUCCUACACAUACUGUGUCUAUGGGUUUAACUUUGAAAGGUUUAUGUGUGGAAGUAAUACAGUCUAUCUAGUAAUACAGUCUAUCUCACCCUACUAUGAGGUCAAUACAUUAUCCUGGCAACGGCACUCUGCCUAUAGUUUGUGUGUGUGUGUGUUGGGGGAAGUGCAUCUGCAGGUCAUGUUUGACUUAGAAUGACAGUUAUGCUUUGCCCCUUAGCCUCACUCAAUGCAAAUGCUCACAUUUCUAGUUCCAUCUACAUUUCUAGUUUCAGCUCACAUAGUUGAAGUUACACAAGUAUUUACAUGGCUGCAAAAAGAGUACAAAUGUAACACUAUUAAACACUAUUCCUAUACUAAACAUUAGAUUACUAGAACCAGGUUAAGUUCAGUAGCCUCCUGCCCAACAGUUGACAUUUAGAGGUAUGUUUUGUUGUCAACAUAGACUUAUGUUUUCUCUGGCCGUGUGUGUGUGUCCGUGUGUCUUGAGUGAUAAAAUGCUGUCUGCUAAAACUCAGCAUUAUCUACUGGUGACAUAAUGACCAUGGAAUGUUCUAAACACACAAAUAGAGUAGUACUUAGGUCAUAUUGCAUACAACGAAAAUGACAUUUGUUAAUGUCUUAAAAAAUGAAAAUGACCGUUGCUAUGUAUCAACAAGUGUAACUAUUUAGUUCUACUUUCACUCAAUAGAACAGCCGUUUAGAUGGAGAGGUGUGUUUUGAGCAGACAGUCCUGUAUCUACUCAACAGGAUAUGUGUGUUCAGUUUUCUUUGAUGCUAGACAGACAGACAGAACGACAGGAAGCUGCAAGAGUGCCUUAGCACUCAUAAAAAAUUGUUCCACUACCUCAAAAACACAAUUAAUGCAUCCGACUAAGAAAUAUUUUCACGCAGGAAUGCAACAGCUCACCGGGAGAGAUUAAUUGAGAGCACUGAUUUGAAAGAGGACUGGUUCACCAUUUUACACGUGUCUCCUGUUCAUGCCUCUGCAUUGUCUUUUUCAAACUCAAACUGACUUGAUGGGUACAAAUUGGAUAUGCUCUUUUUUAAUUUGAAUAUAACCCCAUGUAAUGAACGGUUGUAAAUUAGUCUAGAAUCUACAGCACUGGUCUUAGUAGAGUAGACAUGUUUAUGAAGUUUAGCUAGCUCUUCUGAACUUUAACCUCACGACCCCAGCAGUCAUCACCCCAGAGCUCAAAUCACGUACAUACACACACACACACACACACACAAAUGCACACAACACACACAUACAUACAUACACUCUAACCCCAGAACUCCUUCAUAUCCCCUCUCUGUUCCCCACUGUUUUCUACCGCUGGAUGAGUAAAUGGUAUAAUCAGUUCUACCCUAAACUCUAACAUUCAGAUACAGCUCUUUAUCUCUGUCAAUGACCCGAUUACAAGUCAUGGUCUUUGAUCUGUAAUGAUUUAUUUUAUGUGUGUGUGACUGUAGUUAAGGAUAAGACAGUAGAGUUGUGCGCUCUCGACUGGAUGAACUGUGCGAUUACUACUACUAGAGACUACCUCAGUGGCGGUUGAAUGUUACCCGCCCAUGGGGAGUGAGUUUUGGAAUGUAAAAAAUGUUUCUGGCACCAUAGAGAGGGCGGGAGAUUGCAAGGCCACUCUUCAGCUAUGUGAUCCACUCCCUACACACAGCAGUCAGACAGAAACCUCAGGGGAUUUAGUAUAUAUGGGAGAGUAUAUGGGCUCCUGAGUGGCGCAGCGGUCUAAGGCACUGCAUCUCAGUGCUAGAGGCGUCACUGCAGACCCUCCUGGUUUGAUUCCAUGCUGUAGCACAAUUGAUUGGGAGUCCCAUAGGGCGGCGCGCAAUUGGCCCAGCGUUGUCCGGGUUUGGCCGGGGUAGGUCAUCAUUGUAAAUAAGAAUUUAUUCUUAACUGACUUGCCUAGUUAAAUGAAGGUUAAAUAAAAAUGUGGCGUCUGCCACCACCAUGUGGCUGCUGACAGUAUUACACCCAUACACUCCUCCCUGUCUAUUCCCCACAGCUCUCUAGGGGAAGAUCUAAAUCGCAUUGUCAUCGCGUCCUCUCUCCUCGUCACCUUCUCAGAACCCAUUGGAUGAGAAAGCCAGAGGUCCCUGACCUUCUCCUCCAAUGGGUUUUGCGAGGAAUAUGCGAUUAAGAUCUUACCUGGAGCUGUGCCUAGCUCUCAAGCGCUCACUCUGGCGCUUCCCUCCCACUCCUGUGGACUGCCACACCCCCCUUGGUGGGCGACCUGACUGUUCCUCUAAUCUUCCUUCCUCCCUUAUCUUUCCUCUUUCCUCUCUCUCUCUCUCUCUAGAGGAAGAUGAGAACGAGAGAUAGAGGCUAGAGCCUAGAACUAGCUCUCUACUCUCUCAUCUCUAUCUCUACUCUCUCUCUCUCUACCUUCUCGCUCAUCUCCUCUAUCUUCUCUCUCCUCUCUCUACUCUCUCUCUCUCUCUCUAGUGGAGGAAUGGAGAGCAGCACUGUGACUUCACCAUCCUGAGGAACAUGCUCAUCAGGUACCGUUAUAACACACACACACACACACCUCUUCAUUAUGGUCAUGCUCCACUGAGUGUGCUGUUUUAAAUGCUGCAUGAGCAGCAGCAGAUGGCAGAGAGAUUAUGGUGCCAGUUUUCAGCGCCAUGUCGUUCCUCACUGCUCUCUCUGACUGUUUAAAUGUAUUUUAGUGUCAUUAUUGUUUUUUACUGUAAAGUGUAUUGCUGUGGUUAAUUUUAGUUGUAAAUAAAGUGAUUUGAUUUCAGUGGUUCUGUGUUCUUGUUCCAGAACCUACAUGCAGUUUAAAUAAAGUUUAAUUUGAUUUGAUCCAGAACCCACAUGCAGGACCUGAAGGACGUGACCAACAACGUCCACUAUGAGAACUACCGCAGCAGGAAGCUAGCAGCCGUCACAUACAACGGAGUGGACAACAACAAGAACAAGGGACCAAUGACUAAGUGAGUACUAACCAAAAGUCCACCAAAGGUGUUUGUAUGUGGUUCUGUUUUCCAUUUCUCUCCAUUCCAGGUCUUCUGUAUCAGCGUGGAUGAAGGGAAGGUGACGAGGCCCUGCACUAACACAAUCCUCUCCCCUGAUCACAGGGACUAACAGUCACCCACACACAGCUGGAUCUAACACAGUCUGAUAACCCUGAGCCACUGCUAAUUCACAGCCAAGUACAGAGAACCUCACUAAAAUGAUGCACUGUUAUAUCACAGUAACCACCAGCAUUCAUUAGCUAGCGAAUAGCACUCUAACGCAUGGUCAUCAUAAUAUCAGCAUGCUAAGUGUGUAUGUUUCUGUUUGUUUUUUUAGAUUUGACACAAAUGAAGGCAUGUAAGUGUCAUUUCAGUUCUUCAAGAACCCCUUACGUUAGCUAUGUUUUUACUCUCUCUCCUCUGUUUUUCCCUCUUCCUCGUACAUAUAUCUGUGUUGUAUAAAGAUGCUGCUCUUUACUUUAUGCUAGAUGCCCCUACCAGGUCAUGAAAUUGAUGAUAUCAUUCUACGGCACUCUAGCAAACUGCCCAGAAAUCUUCAUUGAAUACGUGUUGGUAGAAUGCUCUCCAAUAGUCUUCCUGGAAAAUCGUAUUUGUGGUCCUGUGAUUAGGCUCUUGCUUUCUUCGUGAGCUUCACUCAGCAUCCGUACCAGUAGAGCUAGUUGGUGACUUGUUGGUGACGUUCACUAACUCAGCGACGCAAUGGCUUGGCUUUACUAACAUAGACAGAAAUGGCUAUUGAAUCGCUGGGUCUUCCACAUCCAGGGAUCUUCCUCUCCCCUGCUCCUCCUCAUCCUCCUCCAGGCAUAAGUGUAUGCAACAGAGAUGGUGACAGGAAUUUCCACCCUGGCCCAAAGUCUGAGUUUGACUACUCUGGGCUAGGGCUGGCGUGCAAGGCUUUAGCUUGAUGGAUGUUGUGUGUGUACGUGCCUGAACCCUGCAGGAGUCCCCUGGCCCAGAUGGAGGAGGAGAGGAGGGAGCAUGUGGCCAAGAUGAAGAAGAUGGAGAUGGAAAUGGAACAGGUGUUUGAGAUGAAGGUCAAGGAGAAGAUCCAGAAGCUCAAAGACUCUGAGCAAGAGGUACUGGAACCUAACAGAACACCUUCACACAAAUCACUGAAAAUACUCCAUUUGUGUGUCCCUUGUUUAUUCAUUCAUUUUCCAUAGAGCAAUCUCACUAAAAAGACACACCACAAUUUUGAAUGGUUACAUUUUAAUUUAAUUUAUUAACAGAGAAAUAGAUAAUAGGUCUUAUUUUACUUUACAUUACUACUGCAAAAUGCAUCAUUAGUAAUUCAACAUGGGUACAGUCCAUAGAGGGCUUGAGCUGUCAAUCAGAGGAUGAUUCAGAGGCAGACAGGAAGCCCUCAGAAUGGCUUCCAGUUUCUCAUCAGAAAAGAGACACUGCAGGUCACUCCUCCCACUCCAAAGCCUUUCUCCUCUCAUGCUGCAUGAUUCUGUCCAUUGUCUAUCUCACUGUUGCUCUGUAAAAGAGAAACAUACUCCUCACCUCCGUGUACCAGUCAACCAGACGGUUCUGCUCCUGCUCAGACAGGUGCUAGCUGUGUUCAAGGAGCAUGGCCACCUGUCUGAGCCGGGACGUCCAGUACGGCUCACGCUGCCAGAAACCGGGCUGUCCCCCUCAACCUCUGCUAUCCAUGAUGCCAUCCAUGGUACAGCCUGGACAAAUUGCUGAAUGAAGUCACUCAUUUUUGAGAAAUGAAUCAAGCUAAGAUAGGAGAAACAUGUCACACGUCUAGUCUUGGGGUGUUGCCACCAAUCUGAGUUCCAAAUCAACAUUGGCACCUUACAACCAAACAUUCUAAAUUCAAAACAUUCCACUGAAGUUGCUCUAUUUAAAUGUGAUAUCAUCAUAUUCAAAUGUCAAUGUAUUCUUAUGAUUUAGAAUCACCAAGGGAAUAACUGAACGCUUUCAAGUCAUCACCAACUCUGAUUCUUAGCAACAGAUGUGAUGAAAUGUUGUUUUAAUAUGGUCCUAGCUGUGAUUACAUCAUACUCAGUCACACACACACACACACAUACUGUAUAUGCGUGCACGUGCACACAAGAAUAUAACACACAAACAUAUAUAUACACACACAACUCCAGCCAUGCAAAUGGUGCAAACUGUCCUGUAUCCUGUCUGCAGCUCCAGCGACGCCACGAGCAGAUGAAGAAGAACCUGGAGGCCCAGCACAAGGAGCUGGAGGAGAAGAGAUGCCAGCUGGAGGAUGAGAAGAGCCACUGGGAGGCGCAGCAGAGGGUGCUGGAACAACAGAAACUAGACACCUCC